ACGCAUUAUUACACAUUAAGUACUUAAGAUAAACAUAUACCAAAACUAAUUCGAUAAAUGCAGUAACUUCAAUUAAAGUGAGAAGCACUAGCAACUUCUGGUAAGAUCUUUGUGACGAUGUUGUACGUUGCGGCAAUUCUUUUGCUGUUGAUAUACAUUAUGAACAAAAUACAAAACAUCAACAAUUAUUGGAAACGAAAAGGAGUCAAACAAUUACCUCCGUUACCCUUACUUGGAAAUACCGGGACGACAUUAUUUCAAAAAACCUCCCCGGUGGAUUUGUGGCAUCGCAUCUAUAACUCCUUUCCGAAUGAAAGAUAUUUCGGAGUCUACCAAUUCACCACUCCCACGCUGCUAAUAAAAGAUCUCAACCUCAUCAAGCGAAUAACAGUGAAAGAUUUUGACACAUUUCCCGAGCACGCGAGCGUUGUGCCUGAAGACGCCGAUCCAUUCUUUGCACGAAACAUUUUGUUUAUGAAAGGGGGGCAAAAAUGGCAACGGCUAAAGUCGCUGCUCAGCCCAGCCUUUACCAGUUACAAGCUGAAAACGAUGUACCCUCUGAUGGUCUCGUGCGCCGAGCAAUUAGUAAGGCACUACGAAAUGAGCAGUGACGAUGUAAUUACUUUGGAAAUGAAAGAAACAUUCUCCAAGUAUGCCUCCGAUAUUAUUGGGACUACGGCCUUCGGUCUUGAGUGUAACACAUUCAGUAACCCCGAUAACAUUUUUUACAAAAUGGGCCAAGAUUCUAUUGCAAUGAGGUUUUCCUCUCUACUUAAAAUAAUUGGCUACGGUGCAAUUCCGGCCGUAAUGAAAUUUCUAGGUAUCGCAUUUUUGCCGAGGCACGUAAGCGAUUUUUUUCGUAAAAUCGUACUGGAAGCCAUGCAACAACGCGCCAAACAAGACCUGCAAAGACCAGACGUGCUCAACCUGCUGCUGGAAGCCAGAAAGGGUCGCCUUAAGUAUGAAGAUGUUGAUGAGACCGAUACAAGUUUUGCGACAGUUCAAGAGUCCGAACUUGGUAAAGUUCAGAAGUUUAAGUCGUCGGAUAUUAGCGACGACGAUUUGAUAGCGCAGGCCGUAAUUUUCUUUUUGGCCGGUUUUGAUACCAGUUCGACGGCGUUGACAUUUGCCGCGUAUGAGUUAGCGAUUAAUCCGGACGUGCAGCGAAGGCUCCAGGAGGAAGUGGAUGCCGCUGUGGAGGACUGCGGUGGUUUUGUUACGUACGACACUUUAAUUAGCAUGAGCUAUAUGGAUUUGGUUGUUACAGAAACCUUGCGGAUGUGGCCACCACUUACAUUUACCGAUCGAAGGGCAGUAAAGCCAUUCACUAUCGAGCCAGAGGAAUCCGACCAAGGUACUGUAUGUUUCGACUCGGGAACCAUUUGCGUGAUACCCGUACAUGCCAUCCACAUGGAUCAACGUUAUUAUCCGAAUCCAAAGAAGUUUGAUCCGGACAGGUUUAGUGCGGUUAAUAAACAGACUUUAACACCUUUUGCCUACCUUCCAUUUGGAGCUGGGCCUAAAGGAUGCAUAGGUACUCGAUUUGCUCUGUUGGAAGUUAAGUUGGUACUUUGUGCGAUAUUGAACAAAUUUGAUAUUAUUCCCGUGCCUGAAACAAAAAUACCCGUAGUCACGAAGAGGCGCAGUUUGUUCCUGGGCGCAGAAGGUGGAAUGUGGCUGGGGUUGAAAAAACGGGAUAAAUUGUAGGAGGUUUCUUCAAAACCGUGCUUGGUUACUAUAACUUUUGCAAGUGGGCGUGUUUUAAACUACAAUUCCAAAUUACUACAAAUAAAAGUAAAAUUGAUGUGAAAAGUUAACUUCGUUACUGUGUGUUCCGUUGCUCUUUGUAUUCGACCUUCUACUGUAGGCAAAUUACAAAAAGGAAAUACCAAAAAUAGAAGGCAUAGGUAAGCAGUAUAGUGAUGGGCCGCUUAAGAUCUCUGUUAGUGGCAUUAAUAGUGUUUUUGUAAGAUAUUUACUUUCCAAAAUAGUUAUCUACAUUAACGGAUAGAACAAUUUUUAUAGAUUUGAUUGAUUUACAGAUUGAUCCUAUCAUUUAUUGUUUGUUUAUAAAAAUUUGAUUAAUUUAUAAAGAUGUCAAAAUAUACAGUUAUUACAGUUCUAGAACAA
Messenger RNA from Photinus pyralis (common eastern firefly), 2130 nucleotides. Its product is annotated as cytochrome P450 9e2-like. NCBI's taxonomy places the organism in Eukaryota, Metazoa, Arthropoda, Insecta, Coleoptera, Lampyridae. Gene Ontology annotation, molecular function: monooxygenase activity; oxidoreductase activity, acting on paired donors, with incorporation or reduction of molecular oxygen; iron ion binding. Bases 118 to 1707 code for a protein of 529 amino acids. The transcript has 6 exons. The record is from RefSeq and is a predicted model, not a curated record.